AUGGACCUGAACUCGGAACUGGCUCGGCGCUUGGCUGGCAACUAUGACUUGGCGCUGCUGGAGCAUUUGGAAGCGGUGGAGCAAAGUCUUGUUGGGCUGUCAGGGUUGACGUUGUGUCGAAAUUUGCGGCGGCUGAAUAUCAACCAGAAUCGCAUUUCGGAUAGUACGGCCGUUGCCAAGUUGCCUCGGUUGGAAACGUUUCUAGCUCGCGGGAACCGCCUGCGUACAAUCACACCACUUCGCGGUCAUGCGACUCUCCAGCACUUGGAUGUGCGAGACAAUGCAAUUGUCGACUGGGAGACCUUUGUUCAGGACUGCGCCUCUCUGCCACAGCUUCGUCGACUCGACUUUGCAGGCCUGGGUCCGGCUGAGGACCCAGCUGUGGCCGAGACUGAGCAGCAACUCAUGGCGGUCUGCGCCAAUCUCAACGUUCUCAACGGUAAGCCCAGGAUCUGCGCGUGUACCGAGGGAUGCGCUCCCCAUGUCAUGCGCGCGGUGCGCCCCGCCUAA
Molecule: messenger RNA, 510 nt
Organism: Monosiga brevicollis MX1
Lineage: Eukaryota; Choanoflagellata; Craspedida; Salpingoecidae
Exons: 2
Coding region: 1-510 (169 amino acids)
Molecular function (GO): protein binding
Source: RefSeq, a predicted model, not a curated record